This is a messenger RNA of Drosophila teissieri, 576 nucleotides long. It is a transcript of the gene Hug, whose product is annotated as protein hugin. The record is from RefSeq and is a predicted model, not a curated record. The coding region runs from base 1 to 576 and encodes 191 amino acids. The transcript is spliced from 3 exons. NCBI's taxonomy places the organism in Eukaryota, Metazoa, Arthropoda, Insecta, Diptera, Drosophilidae.
AUGUGUGGUCCCAGUUAUUGCACACUGCUGCUAAUCGCGGCUUCCUGCUACAUCCUUGUUGGCAGUCAUGCGAAGUCCUUGCAGGGCACGAGCAAACUGGAUUUGGGAAAUCACAUCAGCGCCGGCUCUGCCAGAGGAUCAUCAUCACCAGCUUCUGCAGCGUUGAGCGAGGCACGCCAAAAGCGCGCCAUGGGCGACUACAAAGAGCUGACUGACAUCAUUGACGAGCUGGAGGAGAAUAGCCUGGCCCAGAAGGCCAGUGCCACCAUGCAGGUGGCCGCCGUGCCGCCACAGGGCCAGGAAUUCGAUUUGGACAGCAUGCCGCCACUGACCUAUUACCUGCUGCUCCAAAAGCUGCGACAGCUGCAGAGCAAUGGGGAGCCCGCUUAUCGCGUGCGGACGCCACGCCUUGGCCGCAGCAUUGACUCCUGGCGACUCCUGGACGCCGAGGGGGCGACGGGAAUGGCGGGCGGCGAGGAGGCCAUCGGCGGGCAGUUCAUGCAGCGCAUGGUUAAGAAAUCGGUGCCGUUCAAGCCACGCCUGGGCAAACGUGCUCAAGUGUGCGGUGGCGAUUGA